This is a messenger RNA of Theobroma umbraticum, 2699 nucleotides long. Lineage: Eukaryota; Viridiplantae; Streptophyta; Magnoliopsida; Malvales; Malvaceae. The record is from RefSeq and is a predicted model, not a curated record.
AUGAAAAUUAUAUAUUUUUCAGGUUGGUGUGAUUUAAGGAACCUUAAACAAUUAGACAUCAGUGGAAAUGUACAUCAGGGUCUUCCUUCAUGUUUGGGUAACUUGACAUCUCUUCGUGCCUUAGAUAUUUCCGACAAUCAAUUCACUGGAAGUUUAGCUCCUUUAGCAAAUCUCACAUCACUUAGAUUCCUCUCCCUCUCAAGAAAUCAUUUUCAAGUACCAUUAUCAUUCAUAUCACUUGCAAACCUCACUGACCUCAAGAUCCUCCUGCGUGAUGAAAACAAGUUGGUAAUGGAAGAAGAACUCUUCUUGAUGGGCAAUUCUUUUAAGGGUCCUCUCUUCCCACCAAUUCCUUAUCCUGAUGUCUCUUCAAUUGACAUAUCUAAUAACAAAAUACAAGCUCAAAUUCCAGUAUAUAUAUGUUCAACUUUUCCUCAUUUAGAAAGGUUGUUAUUAUCUUUGAAUUCCUUCAAAGGUAAUAUCCCUCCUUGUUUAGGUGGUAUGAGCCAAUUAUCAUUAUUAGACCUAUCAAAUAAUCAAUUGUCUGGAGGAGUUCCAGAAGAGUUAACUAUGAGCAGCUCACUGAAGAUUUUGAGGCUGUCAAAUAACAACCUAACUGGAAAGGUUGUUCCAACAAUCUUCGCUUCAAAUUAUUUUUUAAAAUUAUAUUUGGAUGGGAAUAACUUUGUUGGAGAGAUACCCGAUAUUGAUAGCUUGAAUGUUGGCUUUCCUUAUUUUUUAACUGAAAUUGAUCUAAGUAAUAACAAUUUGUCUGGCAAGCUUCCAAGAUGGAUAUGGAAUAUGUCAUAUUUGGAGAGAUUGGCUUUGUCCAACAAUCACUUUGAGGGCUCCAUUCCAAUGGAAUUGUGCAACUUGGACCUACUUGAAUUUUUGGACCUUUCCCAAAAUAAUUUUUCCGGCUAUAUACCAUCUUGUUUCAAUCCACCGAAUAUACAGCAUGUCCACAUGAGCAGAAACAGACUAAGUGGUCCACUAACACCAUCUUUGUAUAACAGCUCUUCGUUGGUGACUUUAGAUCUUACAGCAAACAACUUGACUGGCAACAUUCCAGAAUGGAUUAACACUCUUUCCGGUUUAAGUGUCCUUCUUUUGAAAGCUAAUCACCUUGAAGGAAGAAUCCCGGUUCAGUUAUGCAAAUUGUGUUCCUUGAGCAUCAUAGAUCUUUCUCAAAAUAAGCUUUCUGGUCCUAUACCUUCUUGUUUGGGCAAUUUAACUUUUGGAUCAAGUUAUGACAAGUCUCUUAUAUCUGGAGGUUACUAUUAUUUUUCAGAACAGGAUAUACAAAAAUACAUCGGGAUGGAAGUGAACAUGGAUCAAUCAGUAGGGUCACAUUCGGUUUUCUCAAGCAAAGUGAAAGAAUGGAUAGAGUUUACGACAAAGAGGGGGUCCUAUAGAUACGGAAGUGACAUUCUUGACUACAUGUCUGGGAUUGAUUUAUCUUGCAACAAGUUAACUGGUGAAAUCCCAUUUGAAUUGGGAAACUUGAGUGAAAUCCGUUCAUUAAACUGUUCACACAAUAAAUUGAUCGGAGUUAUACCCUCAUCAUUUUCAAAUCUUAAGCAGAUUGAGAGCUUAGACCUUUCUUACAACAACUUGAGUGGUAGAAUUCCCAUCCAACUAGUUGAGUUGAACUUUCUAGAGGUUUUUAGCGUGGCGCACAAUGACUUGUCGGGUAAGACUCCAGAAAGAAAAGCUCAGUUUGGGACCUUUGAUGAAAGCAGUUAUGAGGGAAACCCUCUUCUUUGUGGACCUCCAUUGCAUAACAAUUGCUCUAAUACUGAUUCACCACCAACGGUAUCAACUGAAUCAGAUGAUGAAGGAGAAGACAAUUUGCUGGACAUGUCUGCUUUUUGUGUGAGCCUUCUGAUUUCAUUUGCAGCUGUGUUAUUGGGAAUCUUUUCUAGUCUUUGCAUAAAUCCAUAUUGGCGAAAUGCAUGGUUUUCUUUCAUUGAGGAUUGCAUCACUACUUGCCGCUUCUCAAUUGUGGGCAACGUUUUUGAGUUAUAUAUCUUCAGAAGAAACGCUCAGCUGUGAAAGCCUUAAUGCUUUGUGCUGUUGCGGGUUGUGGACAUUCUGCUUCGUUCUUUUGAUUUGAAGGAAAAGUCAGAUGGCUGCUGUAAUGUAACCUUGUUUGCAUUGUUUGAUUCUGGUGCUUUCAUCUGUUGGGCUUUAUUCUGCUUGCAUCCAGUAUAUCUCUGUUUUCUCUUUCUUCCAUGGUGGCUUUCACAGGAUUAAGGUUGUCUCUUUGUCUUCUCCAUCUCGCUCUGUUUAUGUUCUUUAAAUUGGGUGCUUAGCUGUCAGCAGCUCAUUGCGAGGGACUGUUCUUAUCAAGGUAUUUCAGUUUCUACUGGUGUGUGGGCAGGGGUUUCUCCCCAUAUCGUCACUGCUUAGCUGCCAUGAGAACCCUCUGUUGAGAAGCAGAGAAUGGAACCAGCGAUGAAGAACAAGAAGAAAAUUGUACUACUUCCUGACGAUGUAAUCAUUGAGAUAAUGGCUAGACUUCCACCAAAAUCUAUAGUGCGUUUUCGAUGCCUUUCCAAAUCCUUGAACGAUUUACUGAAAAGCGCUUACUUCAUUAAGAUGAACCUCAAUCAUGUUGAAGAAAGCAUAUCCGACGAUAUGCAGCGACUUAUUCUCUCUUUUACUUGUUCUCUUCAAUCAAUGGACUGCGAAGCAUA